GACUAAUUUAAUUGGAUGGAUGAAUGAGAGUAGCGUAUCCUAUUGCUAUAACUUCUAAUUCAAAGUUUGGUUUUGUCGUUAAGAAUAUGAUGCUUUCUGCUUAUUCCGCUUUUAGUUUUGCUCAUAAACGAAAUGUGUGCCCUUUGCUUUAAGUUUUGCUUGUAAACGAAAUGUGUGCCCUUUGCUUUAAAUUUUGCUCGUAAACAAAAUGUGUGCCCUUUGCUUUUAGUUAUAUUCUUGCCAUAAAGCAUGAUUUCUGUCAUAAUAGAUUAUGUUGUAUCUCACUGACGCUUUCUCCCAAAUUAACAAUUUAAUACAUCUACUUGUUACCAGGACUUUUGUGGGGACAAAUUUAAAUCCUUUGUGGUACAAGUUCCUGUUUCCAUCCGAAGAUGAUGCUAUACAGUGUCAGCACACUGCAAGUCCGCUGGGUAAUGGUGCAGUUGUAGAGACAUCUGACAAGAAAUUACUUGUGUUGCAAAGAAGUUAUAAUGUUGGGGAAUUUCCUGGACACUUUGUUUUCCCAGGAGGACAUCCAGAGCCCCAAGAUGCCGGACUAGAAUCUCAUCAGUGUCGAAAUGACUCAAAAGAUUCUGAGCUUAUUAAUGAGAAAGUUUCUCAAGAGAUGUUUGACAGUAUUAUUCGUGAAGUAGUUGAAGAAAUUGGAGUACCAGCAGUAUCUCUUUGCGACCCACUUUUCAUUGGUGUCUCCCGCAGGCAGUUAAAUGUUAGACCAGCUGCUUUUUUCUUCAUAAAAUGCAGUCUUGAGUCAAAAGAAAUUCAACAAUUGUAUUCUAGUGCACAAGAUGGCUUUGAGUCUACCCAACUGUAUACCGUUUCAAUGGUAGACCUAGAAAACAUGGUAUCUAACAUGCCUGGCUGCCAUCAAGGUGGAUUUGCUCUCUACAGGCUGAUGGUAGAUACUUUGAAGAAUACAUGAUAGAAAUCCACGACAUCAGUUCAAUUCAAGUAAUCUGCCCUAAGUGACUCGGUAUUCCGUGGCAACUUUCUUUCAACUACCUUGCCUUAAUUUAAAAUUUUUCUUUGUGGUUGAUACAGAUUAGAAAUAAUGACAUUUACUAGAUUCUUCCUCCUACAGCAAUUAAACUACUUAAAGGCAUGAUUAUGGACUCCCUCCUACAACAAUUAAACUACUUAAGAGGCAUGAUUAUGGAAGCUUAUUGUUGAUAAUAAAUACGUAUGGCAUUGAUCCAUCCAAAUUAUUGUAAAUCUUUACAUUACUUUUACAAUAAUUUGUUUGCAGAUUGCUCCAUGACUCUGUU
This is a messenger RNA of Pistacia vera, 1283 nucleotides long. RefSeq names its product nudix hydrolase 9-like. Bases 272 to 940 code for a protein of 222 amino acids. The record is from RefSeq and is a predicted model, not a curated record. Lineage: Eukaryota; Viridiplantae; Streptophyta; Magnoliopsida; Sapindales; Anacardiaceae. Gene Ontology annotation, molecular function: GDP-mannose hydrolase activity. The transcript is spliced from 5 exons.